CGCAGCUGGUUGCAAGAUACUACAAAUACAGGAAGCACAGGUCUAACCGUCUAUGCGCACAGGGCAUUAUACAAUUCCUUCGUUUUGUAUCAAUUAUAGGCACGCUCCCUAUACGAUUGUGCAGCGACUCUCUUUGAACGCGGGGUACUGGGAUGGUAUGUGUUAAUAUUGUAACGAUUUAACGAUUGGAAUAAAUGUUUUAUUUCUGUAUAAUAUUUUACAUAUGGAAUAUACAGUAGCCUACUGCGAUUCAUACACUAUGCUUAAAGUACGUUUUCUUGGGGUGGCAGAGACUCACUGAAUAGGACAGAAAGCCUCCUUUAGUAAAAGCGCGUGCUUGGUGUUUAUAGUAUGACAGGCAUUUUUAGGCAGUUGUGAAACUGGUGUUACUCGAUUUGCUCAAAACCCAAAGACGCCCAGGAAACUGUACAAUAGCCAAUAGCCUACACCUACACCCCUUGGAAGAAUUGCAUAUUUGAACCCAACUUGUUCACUUGAUUUAAAAUAAUUGAUAUUUAUUCUAGACUAUUAUGGAAACCUAUCCUACAAGUAAUUUGGUUCAUUUUUAAUUAAACAUCAUGUUUAUUGUUUUGUUUAAUUGGACAACCCGUUUCGCGCAAUUAUUAAUGACAUCAGGGCUCAGAUAAUGCUACUGUGGAAAAUCUAUACGAAGAAGUGGACUUUGUGAACUUGGAUGUCAGAUCCUUGGCUUGAGCGAAUCUUCGAAUCGUGACCGUAUAAACAAAGGCAACAGAGGAACCACGACAUGGAUCCGGAGGGUGUUUUAAAGGUCAACAGGAGUGCCUCUGUUCUUCCUCGUAGUCCUCUUCUUCGCUCACGGCCGCACUGUGUGAGCUGGUCCGAACCCCACCAGUCCUUGGCUCCACCCCUGCUGGCCCCUGGCCCCUCUCUUGCAGAGGAGUUCUCCAACCCAGCAGUGAUUGGUCACUUGGGUGGUUCACAAGGUUUUUCAGCCUCUCCGGUGUCGGUGAGGAAGAUGCUCCUCUCUCUGCUCAACAGUUCGGGGGGGUCUGGGUACCAGCCCCUGUCGCAGCGUUCUCCCUCGUCUCCCCGUGGAAGCCCCGUGCCCAGAGAGAGCUCCCACACAAACUCAGACAACAGCGAGGAGGAGUCGGCCACGCGCCACUCCACGCUCGACGACGUUAACAGUGACAACGCGCCCAACAGUGACAACGCGCCCAACAGUGACAACGCGCCCAACCGGGACGGUGUGCUCAAUGGAGACAAAGCGUCGCCGGUCGACGCCAAGGCGGACCAAGGCUACGCCCUGCCCCAGAGCAGUCCGAUUAUGCCCCGCAGGAAGCGCCUGUCCCGUCCCAGAAGGUCCCUCGGACCACGAACCCGUGUCCUUCGCACCGAAACCCCUUCGCCAACUGGACCGAGAGAGCGGACACCACAGUCAGGUAAAACUCCACCCCUGGAGCCUCAGCCAAUCCGGUCUGCAGAGAAGCCCCGCUGCGUUUCCCUCUCUGCAAAUCUGAACCACCUUCUGGGCACGGGGCUCCACCUCCCCUUCAAGCGCCCUGGGGCAUUCGCAAACAGCCGAGAAGAGGGCCCCAAACAGCGCUCGCUGUCCGAGGCUCAGAUCCCCCCAGGGCACAGAAAGGACAGAGAUUGCAGUGAGAAUCCUCAUACUCCUGAUGAUGUCCUCAGAUCCAACUGUGGCCUGGAAAAGGAGAACGCUCACUUCAUUGUGGUGGACAUGGUGCUGGAGGCAUUGGAGGGGGCAAAAUGUGCAGUCUUUGGUCAUAAGGAGGGUGGGUUGUCACAGAGCUGCACAGACUGCAUAUGGGAGACCUCCCAGAGCAAGACCAAAAAGUGCUGCCCUCAGCCCAUACAGCACUCUGCAUCUACAGCCUCCUCUGACAGUGGCUACGUAGAGUGGUGUAGCCCACAGUCCUUCUCAGCCUGCUCCAGCUCUCCUUCCCCCACCCAGGACCAACCACCUCUCUCAGAUGCUGACGAACAUGAAACUGACAGUGAUUCCAGCACAGUUCCCAGCUCCCCCCAGUUUCCCACAAUCUGCUGCUCAGCGGAACUCCUGGCUCUGCAGCUGGUGUCUGCGUUCAAGAAGCAGUGGUAUGCCAAGGGCGACCUCAGCGUCACCAGCCUAGACUCUGCCCUACAGGAAUUUUUCCCUAGCAAUGACUCUAUGGCAACAGAGGACAUCCUCACCCUGGCCAACGAGAUCAGACAGAAGUCCAGGAUGAGGGGCACUUUGGCAUGGGCUCCACCUCGCUUCCAGAUCAUCUUCAGCACCCACCCCAGCCAAAAGCGCAGCGAGGUUGUGGCUUCCCAGCAUUACCUCUGUGCGGGCUGUGGGACUCAGGUGGAGGCCAAGUACCUGAAGAAGCUACGCUACUGUGAGUACCUGGGCAGAUACUUCUGUGACUGUUGCCAUAGCAACGCAGAAUCUGUUAUCCCGGGCCACGUGCUUGAGAAGUGGGACUUUGGCCGCUACCCGGUGUGUAAUUUCUCACACCGGCUGCUGGAAAGUGUGUGGCAUCGGCCACUCUUCAGCCUGGCCUGGGUUGGCACAAACUUGGUUUCCCGAGCCCGCGAGCUGGCCCGCUUCAUGGAGCUUCAGGAACAGCUGCUGGCCAUUAAGAAGCUGCUGACAGCAUGCAGAUUAUCAGAUAGCGUCUUGGAGGAGCUGGAGCAGUUGCCUGGGCACCUAACACAGGAGCCCAUCCUCCUCUCCAUGGACGACUUUCAGAGGAUCAAACGUGGCCAGCUGGUACCCCAGACACGAGCACUGCUACGGACAGCCAUCACUCACGUGGACAGCUGCCAGAUUUGCCUGGCCAGGGGCUUCAUCUGUGAGUUCUGCAAGAAAAAGGAUGUACUGUUCCCCUUUCAGACUGGGACCUGCAAACGCUGUAGAGACUGCAAAUCCUGCUUCCAUACUGAGUGCUUCAGGAACGAGGAGUGUCCAAAAUGCCUGAGGAUUCAGUUUCGCAGAACACUGACAGACUCUGAACUCAACUUAACUCCUGACUGAGUACAAUUGAGUAGAAUCAUAUUUAAUUCUUAUUUUCCUUCUUCUUUCCUUUGAAUAUAUAAGCAGCUACAUGGUGCAAUUGUCCUCAAUGUUUUGUGGAGGGCAGCUGCUUUUUCAACUGGACAAACUGUGGCAAAGAUGAAAUCUCAGGUGUUGUUCUGACAUCAUACCUCUGAGUACAGAAGAUUUACUUGAAUUGGACUCUGGCACAUAUUUGGCCUUAUGAAGUGUGAAGUGUGUACCCUGGAGACGCAUUCUGCAUGGUGACAUAAUUUUGCACGCGAGGCAGCUCACUGCUGUUAUUCUGAAUACUGUGUAUUCUGAAAGCAUGAAAUGCUAUGCAUUGGCAAUCCGAUAAGCAACGCAUCGCAGUACAGUAAUGUCUAACCUCAGGAAAGCACAGCCCUGCAGUACAGUAAUGUCUGGCUUUAGAAGAAUGCAGUACUGUAGUACAGUAAUAUGUGGCCUUAGGGGCAUGCUGUGGAAAACAUGACAAUCACUUUUCCAUAUUAUCACACAGGAUACUAUUAUAUUUUACUCUGUCUUGCUGUGUUACUUGAUUCUGGAAUGCUCUAUAGGAGGUUCAAGUGCUUCUAGUGGUGUACAAGUUAUGGCUGUUCUGGCUUGGGCCACACCCCUUCAGGAAAAGUCCUACUUUAAGAACAUGGAAUCUUUAGCUCCAUUGGUGGCAAAGCCAGGUUUGUGUGUGUGUGUGUGUGUGAGUGUGUGCGUGCAUGCGUGCGCGUGCAUCUGUCUGUCUGUGUGUACGUGUGCAUGCACAGGUGUGUUUCUAUGUAUUUGUGUGAAUGUUUGUGAAUGUUUACUUUCAUAACUGCGCCCUUUAAAUCUCUGGCAUACUUUGAAAAUGUUGCCAAUUGCAGUGUCCUAAUAAAUGUAUUUUCUUACAUGGAGGAACUGAUGCCUCUGUAAGAGCAGCUGUUUUUAAAAUAUUGCUGUGGGGCUUUCCCAGUUGUAAUUAUGGUAAUAAUAUAAGCUACAGAGAGCUUUAACAUAAUGGGAGGGUAAAGUGGAGUAUUCAGUGUUGUUUAAUGACAAAUGCAAUUGAAUAAAACUUGAACAUUGUAAAUGCGAGGCAAUCUACAGGUCAGGAUCACCAUCACAUGCUUUGGAAAAACAGUUCAUCAUACUUGCUGCUCUUCUUUGAAGAAAAAAAUAAGAAAUUAAUUUUAAAAAGAAGUCAUUUGUUGUAUGUAGCAGCAUGUGCUCCAAUACUCUGCAGUGAUAUUGAUAACACAUGCUUGCUCCAACUUCACUAUGUUGAUCCUUCAGUGGUGUUUAAAUUCCCUGUGUUUAAUCCUGCCCAACACCACGGGACUACUCAGUACAGGUGAAUCACCAGUAUGAUCAUUAAUCAAGCAUACAUACUGUAUAUUUCUGGCUACAACCUAACCAACAUAUACAAUCUAUCUAACAUUUUCCCCCACAGAGAUUUCCCCCAUUGUCUCCUCACAUCUUGGCCUUUUGUUAAUGCAACCUACAUUGUAUUAGCAUCAACCAAGGGGAUUAUUUGUGACAAUCCCCUUCAAAUAUUUGAUGCAUGAAGGAGACUAGGCAAGGUAUUUUUGAGCUGAUUUGUUGGAUCAAGACCAAACCAGAUAACCACAACACUGUUCACAGAACCACCUUAAAAGGUGAAAGCAUUAAUUUAGUUUCUCUUGUACUACUGGUAUCACAUUAAGGGACAAGCUUUGUGUCUUUCUCUGUGUCUGUGUUGAAAUAAACAUUUAUGCAUUGUA
Conger conger (European conger) is the source of this 4779-nucleotide messenger RNA. RefSeq names its product rubicon like autophagy enhancer (gene rubcnl). Gene Ontology annotation, cellular component: intracellular membrane-bounded organelle; autophagosome membrane. The record is from RefSeq and is a predicted model, not a curated record. Gene Ontology annotation, biological process: autophagosome maturation; autophagosome-lysosome fusion; autophagosome-endosome fusion. Lineage: Eukaryota; Metazoa; Chordata; Actinopteri; Anguilliformes; Congridae. Gene Ontology annotation, molecular function: phosphatidylinositol phosphate binding. Bases 767 to 3022 code for a protein of 751 amino acids. The transcript has 15 exons.